Molecule: messenger RNA, 825 nt
Organism: Camelina sativa (false flax)
Lineage: Eukaryota; Viridiplantae; Streptophyta; Magnoliopsida; Brassicales; Brassicaceae
Source: RefSeq, a predicted model, not a curated record
AUGACCUCAACAAAUCCGGUGGUCGGUGAAGCACUACCGUCGGAAACAAUUACAGAUGCUACUGCUGAGAUGACGACCACGACGGUUUCUUCUUCUUCUUUAUCGACGGAAGCUGGGGAAGCACCGGAGAAGAAAGUGAGGAAAGCUUACACGAUCACUAAGUCCAGAGAGAGUUGGACUGAAGGAGAGCACGAUAAGUUUCUGGAAGCUCUUCAAUUGUUUGAUCGGGACUGGAAAAAAAUAGAAGACUUUGUUGGUUCAAAGACAGUUAUUCAGAUCAGGAGCCAUGCCCAAAAAUACUUUUUAAAGGUCCAGAAAAAUGGGACUUUAGCACAUGUGCCACCCCCUAGGCCUAAGCGCAAAGCUGCUCACCCAUAUCCUCAAAAGGCAUCGAAGAAUGCUCAAAUGUCGCUUCACGUUUCCAUGACUUUUCCUCCUCAAAUAAAUAACCUUCCUGGCUAUACUUCAUGGGAUGAUGAUACCUCUGCAUUGCUAAACAUAGCCGUAAGCGGGGUUACUCCACCAGAAGAUGAACUUGAUGCUUUUUGUGGACCAGAAGUUGUUGUUGGAUCAAAUGGCAUACAAAAUGAGAGUAGUCCUUCAGCAUCUGGUAUAGGAAGCUCAAGCAGAACACUAUCAGAUUCCCAAGAUUUAAGACUGGCAAAACCAGCUCCCUCAAUGCAUGGUCUUCCUGAUUUUGCUGAGGUUUANUACCAUAUCUCCUUUCUUUCCGAAACCAUGAAUAAUUCUACAAAGCAAUAUCUCCGUAUGUGGCAAAAGACAUGCGUAUCUGCAUUCCAUAUUGAUCAAAUCGUUAGCACUUAG